Molecule: messenger RNA, 2059 nt
Organism: Fundulus heteroclitus (mummichog)
Lineage: Eukaryota; Metazoa; Chordata; Actinopteri; Cyprinodontiformes; Fundulidae
Product: tuftelin-like
Biological process (GO): intracellular signal transduction
Cellular component (GO): intracellular anatomical structure
Source: RefSeq, a predicted model, not a curated record
AUGAACGGCGUGAGAGAGAGAAAGACGGCGGAAAACGGAGAAGAGGACACGAAACCCAACGAGCUCCGCCGGCCGCUCAGGCUCCCCUUACUGGACCAGGAUCAGGCAGGACACAUCUCGGAGAGGAACAGCAGCAAGGAGAGCAGCAUAGCCGUGGUGCUGCCACAGAAACCCAGCAAGCAGAGACAAAGAGCUGAGCUCAUCACUCCCAUAGAAGAAAGGGUGGACGUCAUUAAGGUCUACCUCGAACCUCGGUCAGAGACGAAGCAGAGUGUCAGGAUGCUGACGGACGAAGUGUCACAGAUCCAGGAGGUGCGGUACUGCCUGAAGACUCUGAGAGAGCAGAUGGCUGCCAGGCAAAACAAUAAUUUCAACAAGGUUCCAGCAAACGGCUUCAGUGUCACCGUGCCCAGCAACCAACCACCUGUCACCACUACCACCAACACCAACAACAACAAUAAUGUCACCCCUGACUUGCAGCUCGAGGACAAUCAGGAGGACAGCGCCAAGCUCAGAGAGGUGACCAGGCGCCUCUACGCGCAGCUGAAGGAGAUGGAGGAGCAGCAUCAGGAGGAACGGGCCAGACUGGAGGCCGAGUCCAACGAGUACCGCAUUCGCCUGGCUGAGCAGUCAGAGCGUCUGCAGGCGGUGGAGCUGCAGUCGGAGGAAAAAGGCCAGCAGGUGGAGGAGCUGCAGAGACUGCUGGAGAGCAUGAGGCUCGAGAGCGGCCUCCUCAAAGACAAGGUGGAGGCGGGGGAGGCGGAGCUGCUGCGACUUAAAGAAGACCGGGAGGAAGGAGCCGAGAAGGAACAAAAGUGCACGGAGCUCAACCAUCAGGUGGCUGUGCUGAAGGAGAAGAUCUAUCACCUUGAUGACAUGCUGAAGAGUCAGCAGAGGAAGCUCCGUCACAUGAUUGAACAGCUGCAGUACUCACGGACGAUACUCCAAGACAGGGAUCGGGUCAUCAUGGAUCUGGAGGAGAAGGUCGCUUUCCUGGAAGCUGAGAACAAGGAACUGCACGACCACAUGGAGCACUUCCUGGCAGGACGGGACCCUCCUCCCCUGUCCACAGAAAACAAGCCAGAAAUUGUUUAUAGCAAACCUUUGAUUCCAGCAUCCCCGACCCCGACCGACAAAGUCCUGCCUUUCAUCAAAGUCAUCGAGACCAGAUCCUGAGCAAUAUCUAAAAAUAUUAUCCAAAACAAAUGUGUAAAUUUUUUUUUUAACUAAUUCACUCUUCUAUAUAUAUUUAUAUGGUAGAUCUGCAGUGAUGGGAAACACCAGUUUAACCGACCUCAUUUUUAAGUUAUCACCUCACAGUUGUUAACACUGUGGUUAUUUUACACUCAGGAUCAUUGUUGCAUGUCAAAAAAAAUAAAAAGUAUAAAAAAAAUAGUGCAACAUGAUUGAUUACUCGAAAGCAAUUAAAUGAAAUGUGCUGAUUUCUUGGAUGUUACACACAGGCACAAGCCUGUGUGGUUUGUACUCUGACAGAGAAGCCUUCAGGAUACAGUGGCAAGAGUUCAGAGCUUCAUGCCGUCUCUUGUGCUGAAUAAUAAGCAGUUUUUUUAGGUAAGCUUUUAGAAAACUAAUCUGAGUUACAUCAAAAAAGAUCAUAGGGUUCUGAGUGUGUUAGCACCUUUUUAUAUACCAGUUAAAAUUUCCUUAGGGAUCAUGGUAAGAUUCCUCAAUGCUUGGCGCAUACUUUAUUAGGAUGUCGCUAACAUUAGUGGCUCAUAUGUGUAGAAAAAGAAACAUUUAAUGUAUUGAAACUCUUAACUUAUGGUGUAUUUAUACUCCAGUCAUGCUCCAAACUGUUUCCUUCUCCAAUCUGCAGAGAAUUGCUCCAACAUGGUCUGUGUCCAGGUUUAACUGCUGCGAAAAAUGUAUUUAAUAAUGCUUAUUUAACUUUUGUAUUGUUUGCAUCUUCCAACUUCUUAUUGUUAAUACUUUGUUGUUUUUCUGUAAACACUGUAGAUAGAUACCCAAAUGUUAAGCAUUUUUGCUGUAGAUUUUAUCCACUCUAAUUUAAACCCAAAAUAAAAGAAACAGGAUAAUC